Molecule: messenger RNA, 3429 nt
Organism: Anarrhichthys ocellatus (wolf-eel)
Lineage: Eukaryota; Metazoa; Chordata; Actinopteri; Perciformes; Anarhichadidae
Product: transducin-like enhancer protein 1
Exons: 10
Coding region: 1-1488 (495 amino acids)
Biological process (GO): negative regulation of canonical Wnt signaling pathway; regulation of DNA-templated transcription
Cellular component (GO): nucleus; transcription regulator complex
Molecular function (GO): protein binding; transcription corepressor activity
Source: RefSeq, a predicted model, not a curated record
AUGGCAGCUCCUUGCUACGCCCUGAUUGCCCAGAAUCCGCGUAGCUCAACCAGGUCAACAGACUCGGGGCAGUUUACAGAGCGGCUAUUGCGAGACAAGGCAGGAACACCUGGACUAAAGUCGAGUACACCCACACCUAGAGGGGACUCCACCCCUGGUCCAAGCUCCACUCCUGGAAUCCGGCCCAGUCUAUCAAAACCCCCAUCCAUGGAGAUACCACAUCCACCCACUGCAGGUUUGCGGACCCCGCUGGCUGUACCCGGCCCGUACCCGGGUGCAUUUGGUAUGUUGCCCCAUGCAGCCGGGAUGAACGGGGAGCUGGCGAGUGCAGCCGGAGCUGCGGCCUAUGCUGCUGGAUUGCACAACAUGUCGCCUCAAAUGAGUGUCGCUGCUGCGGCUGCUGUGGCUGCGUACGGCCGCUCACCUAUGGUUGGUUUUGAUCCUCAUCCUCACAUGCGAGUUCCUGGAAUGCCUCCCAGUCUGACAGGAAUCCCCGGCGGCAAACCUGCUUAUUCUUUUCACGUGGCGGCCGACGGACAGAUGCAGCCGGUACCGUUCCCUCCGGAUGCUUUGGUGGGCCCAGGGAUUCCUCGCCACGCCCGUCAGAUCAACACACUGAACCAUGGGGAGGUGGUGUGCGCCGUUACCAUCAGUAACCCGACCCGCCACGUUUACACAGGAGGCAAGGGUUGCGUCAAGGUCUGGGACAUUAGUCACCCAGGAAACAAGAGCCCAGUGUCGCAGCUUGACUGUCUGAACCGAGACAACUAUAUCCGCUCCUGUCGUCUCCUCCCUGAUGGUCGGACACUGAUUGUGGGAGGUGAGGCGAGCACGCUGUCAAUCUGGGAUUUGGCCACGCCCACUCCCAGGAUUAAGGCAGAGUUAACAUCAUCAGCACCGGCAUGUUACGCUCUGGCCAUUAGCCCGGACUCCAAGGUCUGCUUCUCCUGCUGCAGCGAUGGAAACAUCGCCGUCUGGGAUUUACACAAUCAGACACUAGUUAGGCAGUUCCAGGGCCACACAGAUGGAGCCAGCUGUAUUGACAUCUCCAAUGACGGCACCAAGCUGUGGACCGGAGGCCUCGAUAACACCGUCCGCUCCUGGGAUCUGAGAGAGGGACGGCAGCUGCAGCAGCAUGACUUUACAUCACAGAUUUUCUCUCUUGGCUACUGCCCGACAGGAGAGUGGCUCGCUGUUGGAAUGGAGAGCAGCAACGUUGAGGUCCUUCACGUCACCAAGCCUGACAAAUACCAGCUUCACCUACAUGAGAGCUGUGUACUCUCCCUGCAGUUUGCCUACUGUGGUAAAUGGUUUGUGAGCACAGGAAAGGAUAACUUACUGAAUGCAUGGAGAACACCCUAUGGAGCCAGCAUAUUCCAGUCUAAAGAAUCGUCUUCGGUGUUAAGCUGUGACAUAUCCGUGGACGACAAAUACAUCGUCACUGGUUCAGGGGACAAGAAGGCCACUGUUUACGAGGUCAUCUACUAACACUAUGGAAUGAAAGCAAGGACGUUCCUUCCUUCCCAAACAGCAGAUGGCUUUCGAGACAUUUUCAAGUGGAGCCAGAAAUCGCAAACACGAGUGACCUUGGUGGCACUUAUAUCUGCCGAGGUGACACAGAAAGGAGACGAACAGUUUACAAGCACACAUCUGUUGCGGUUGUGUACGUGACUCCAUAUCAGCUGGGAAUUAACUGGAGCAGCUGGAUGUUUAAUGGAAGAGACAGAUUAUUUGGAUGUUGUUGUCUCUACUGCCGUCUGCUAUGGACUGCAAGGGAAUCAGUUACAGGGACCAAACAAUGGCUGGCACACGGCAUUGUUUUGACUGGGACCAGCUCAUCUGGAGAACACUGCACCGAACAUUAGAUUUUAAAACACACAUGAUUCAGUGUCAUGUCCGGGGGGGGCAGAGACCCUAGAAGGGAACACAACCAGUUUGGUCGACUGUGUAAACCAAUGUCAGACGGAAAGAGGAGAAUGGGGAUGCAACCUGACACAAUUCUGGAGAUGUGGAGAAGGACAGUAGUUUAUUAACAUGCUGGUUUGACUGUUGUUGCAGACAGACAAUGUUCACUGCCUGUUGAUCUCUCCGCUCUGACCUUAGAACCUCAGCUUGCUGUUCUGAUGCGCCUACACUGAAAAGUACCUUUCUGUCUUGACAGUAAGUCUUAUCCUCAAUGAACUGCACUGCAAUGGCAGCUGUCCACCGACACACUUAGUACAAAGACAAAAUGUAAUGAACAUACUUGAAGGCCAUGUUGACUUGUCGAGCGUCAUGCUAUUGUUGAAUUCUCUGAUGGCUUAGUUUGAUCGUCACGAGACAAAGUAUGUUUUCAUAAUUCCUACUGGAUUCAGAUGCCAACAAAAAGUAUUCAUGUACUUUAGGAGAAAAAUUAGCCCAAAAGAGAAUUUACUGUAAAUGUUGCAACAGAGAGCUUAACUCCCAGAAGUUUCUUUUUUGGUCUCCAUUUCUUACGAUCCUGCUUGAAAGAACAAUUAUUGGAAACCUGAAGUGGAAAGAAACUUUCAGAGAUUAUAAUAAUCCUCAAUUCUAUUAAUCAUCGUUUUCUAGUGUACCUGUUUCUACAGGUUUAUUGUCCACAAGCAACACAAGCCUUCAUAAUGUCAUUCUUUAAGUCAACUUUUUAUCCCUCCCCCUCUAUACUUGAGCCACAGUGUGUGUGUGACCAGCUGCGUAUGUUGACAGAGUCCCGCCUUCACUUGCGCUUUAACUGAAUUGACCUGAAAACAUUUCAGAGACUCGGUAUUGAUCAUUGGUCGGCUGGAUAUAGCUUCAGAUUUACAAACAGCAGCUUUGAUGCGGUCUAGUUGAAGUCAAGACAUCACCCUGCUGUUUUAAUGCAGUUCUUUUGCCGACGCCCUCUUUUACAAUGAGUUUAUAGGUUGAGGUCAGAAUGAUCAGAAAUAACAGUCUCAAAGUAUUUUUCCCCUUCAUUUAAGUUAAAUAACAUUUUCUACCAUAUUCACUAAACAAACCUCUUAAAAACAGAAUAUUGUCACUUCUUUCUGCUGAUAUUGAAUGUGGGACAUUUGUGAAAUUGCCUUGAGAAGUACAACUGUGUCAUGUUGUCUUUUCACUUUGCAAAGAAGAAUCAAGACCGUAAGCAAGAUUCAAUCAUUAGUCAAUAGUCCUCCAGAGAACGGUGCAGUUUGUCUUUCAGUUUCAGGAAGGAGUCGGUCAGUUCCAGCCAUUCAUUUCAUGAACUUGUGCUUAUUUUUGUCUGUUGAAUGUUUGUAAAAAUGUAAAUAUUUUUUUUUUCAUACAGGACAUGCUUUAGAAAUAACAAACUGUUUUUGUACGUCUUUUACAUGGAAAGAAAUGUCUAAUCAGGAGAAAUACUAAAUGGUCUUAAUGCUAGCUAAUCUAAAAUGAUUGAAAUAUCUAGACAAUAAAUGUUUUUUUUUGUAA